Dichomitus squalens LYAD-421 SS1 is the source of this 715-nucleotide messenger RNA. RefSeq lists its product as uncharacterized. The transcript has a single exon. NCBI's taxonomy places the organism in Eukaryota, Fungi, Basidiomycota, Agaricomycetes, Polyporales, Polyporaceae. The record is from RefSeq and is a predicted model, not a curated record. The coding region runs from base 91 to 522 and encodes 143 amino acids.
CCGAACCUUGAAGGGCGCGCUUCCCGUGCGCUUACCCGAGCCUCGCCCAAGCCGCCACAGAGCACGAGCCGCUCACCUGACCCGCAAGGGAUGUCUCGACCCUCGUCGUCCUCUCCUUCAUCUUCCCGUUCCAGGGAGUUGGAGCCGCACUCACGUACAAGGUCUGCUGGGCGCUCAUUGAGCCGUACCCCUUCUAUCGACUCUCUGGACACGGCAUCGUCCUCUGAGGCACCUGCAACCCCUAAAACGCAGUCCAUGCUCGUGCACGACCUUCCGCCCGUGAGCACUUCCCCGCUCGAGGAGCUCGAACGCUCCUCGCGCUUCCGCGUCCAGUGCGUUUGCAUGACCUGCAAGCGUGCUGGCUCGAACUUUCCCCAUUGCGGGAAGUGCGGUGACAUGUGGUGCUCGCGGGAGUGCAGGACUGGCGCCGCAGGCACUCACGUUUGUCACGGACGCAUUGUCAGGGCGGCACAGGACUCGCGGGUACUGCAGGCGCACCCUGCAACGUUUGUCGUGGUUUAACAACUCUUUACAUACAGAGGGGUCAUUCGCAUUGACAUUGCCUUGGUGACAGGCUCUCUAGGGCUACAGCCGGUGUGCUGAAAUAUGAUCACUGCCAUCUCUAUAGCUGCAUUACUAUAUCAUGUACACAAUUGUACGUCUUCAUUGCACUGCACGAACUAUGACAUGCUUCCGCCUUCACGAGUCGAAUGCU